Lottia gigantea (owl limpet) is the source of this 375-nucleotide messenger RNA. RefSeq lists its product as hypothetical. The record is from RefSeq and is a predicted model, not a curated record. Lineage: Eukaryota; Metazoa; Mollusca; Gastropoda; Lottiidae. The annotation marks the transcript as partial. The transcript is spliced from 2 exons.
UCCAUUACAGGAUGGAGUAAUUGGUCUGAUUGGACAGGUUGUAGUGUAACUUGUGGUACCGGACAGAAACAAAGAACAAGAAAAUGUCUCAAUUCAAAAGAUAGUAAAGAUUGUAAAGGAAAUGAUAAACAAACUGAAAUAUGUUCUCUUACGGAUUGUCCAGGAUGGAGUAAGUGGUCUGAUUGGACAGGUUGUAGUGUAACUUGUGGUACCGGACAGAAACAAAGAACAAGAAAAUGUCUCAAUUCAAAAGAUAGUAAAGAUUGUAAAGGAAAUGAUAAACAAACUGAAAUAUGUUCUCUUACGGAUUGUCCAGGUAUGAUUCUUUCAAAAUCAAAUGAAAACCGAAACGUUACAGAAGAAGCUGCUACUUGA